This is a messenger RNA of Babjeviella inositovora NRRL Y-12698, 1658 nucleotides long. RefSeq lists its product as uncharacterized. The coding region runs from base 144 to 1469 and encodes 441 amino acids. The record is from RefSeq and is a predicted model, not a curated record. The transcript has a single exon. Lineage: Eukaryota; Fungi; Ascomycota; Pichiomycetes; Serinales.
CUUGGAUGCCAGAUGUAAAGUUUUCCCCUUCAGCCGGGGCCCCUCGAAGAAAGGUGACAAAGCGAAAGGGAAAGAAAAAGGGAAAAAGAAGAGGUAAUACGUACAAGAGGUUUGCCAAUUUUGCGACAAAACGGAAUAAACCAAUGGCUCCAGCGCCCGAAAAUGGCCUUCCGACUAGUAAAAACUUGAGUCGAAUUGGUGCAAAUGAUUCCACAAUCACAGACUCCAUCUCCCGUCAGACAUAUGCCUGGCGUUCGUUGCCCCCCGCCGUGGUACCCCAUUGGAACAAGGGUGAGAGGAAGGGCUCUACCUUUCCGAUAAAGAUCCCCACUCUCAAGACCUUGGCAUCGCGGAAAAUUGCGGGAAAAGUCUUGCAUGUCCAGCCUGAGCAUCUAGCGGCAGCCCCCCAGUGGUCGAUUUGGAGAGCAGUAUGGGAAAACAUUCUCCUUUUGCAUAACGACUCCCCGGCUGUGUUCAACUUAUUUGCAAAUUUUUUCCACACCGAGCCAACCUUCAGAUCCCAUUUCAUGACGUCUUCCCCCACCUUCUACUAUACCGCCAGCCCAACGAUCGAAGAAGAGGCCGUCCAACACAUCAAGCAAAGCCGAAACUUGAAAUUGAUCAACACGUGUCUUCCAGGUAUCCAAGGCGCCAAGCAUCGAUUAGAGGUUUUUUUUCGUAAUGUGAAUAUUUCGAAUGAUCUAUCCCUAUAUUUAAACAGACUCACAUACGGCCCUUUUGUCGUCUUGAAUUUAGCACCCUGUUCCGCCGUCUUUGCCGCUCGCGAGGAUAUCUUGUCUUUGUUGAAAAUCGACAACUUGGCUGCCCUCGAUCUCUCGUCGUUUCCGCAAUUGGACGAUAAUCUCUUGUACAGUCUCGGUUUGGGUCUCAAGAAUGGAAAGUGGCCUGAAUUGCGGGUUUUGCGGUUAAGCUCCAGGAAGGGCGGGGCGGUACAAAUAACAAGUGCUGGGUUGAGCAGGUUUCUAUUUGACGUCUCGAGGAUUCCAAUGUCGAAACUCUGCUGUGUGGAAACUAACGUGGCCGUCACAGAAGUUCCCAGGGCUGGUUCUGGCUGGGAGUUGACCAGUGACCCUGUUAUCAGUAAAUUGCCCAUGGCCUUGAAACUAUUUUUCUUGCAUAACCAAUCAAAUCCAGCCAACACCGAGUCCCAUUCCCCGCCGCGUAAUUUCAUACAUGACCUUUAUAGUCGGAUCGUCCUCGACGUGACCGUACAAGAUGAGGACUACCCCACUGAUACUCAAAAUGUCUCGCCGAGGGAUGUGUGCCACCAGAUGGAAAAACUAUGGAGUAAACCCUCCACCACCACUCUCUUGAGCUAUUGCUAUACUUUCAGUGCUGAAAACGCAACUGCAGCGGUGGAGAAGGUUAAGGCUACUCCAGCAAGAGGGUCAAAACCCGUAUUGAAAGUGAGGCGUACGGGGAACGCAAAAAGCUUUUUCGAUUUGUAAACAUGGCAUUGGUGGGUUAAAAAAAACUCAGCAUACGCAAAUAUUUACUUUCAGCGAUACUAAUUUAAGGUUAAAGUGAGUAUUUGGCUAUACCGCAUCUGUUCCAUGGUCCCGAGCGUAGCUAAAGCAGACAACUUGGGAUAGGAUAAAAAUCUAAUUAGAGCGGAACCCUAUCUAAAUGUAGUGAAG